GCCCCGCCUCGCGUCUCUUUUGGGACCGCCCUUUUGGCGUGAGCAGCCGCGCCCCUAUCACCGGCGCGCGCUCCCUGUUGUUACGGCGGGUCUAACGCCCCCUCCCGUCACCCACAGCCGCUCUGCUCCCUCCUUCCCUCCCUCCCUUCCCUGCGGACGUGGAAUAAAGAGUCAGCGGCAAGUUGUAAAAGGAUGAAAGAAAGCUGGUCUGCGUUCGACACGUUUGAACCUCAUUUCAGGCCUCUGGUAAUUAUUGAGCUUGCAAAAGACACCAAAGAGGAAACCAAAGAAUGGCUCACUCAAAGAAUUGUGGACAAAAAGAAAAAGGAGGUGCCCAGCUGUUGGUUAAACCUUUGGUAAAAGAAGAUGGAGGAAAAAUAGAUGGAAAUCAAAAUUUAUAUCUUGUUGGAGCCUCUCACUUAAGGCUGCUGCUGGGAGCUGAAACUGUGGGAUUGGUAAAAGAAUGUAAUGAUAACUCAAUGAGAACCUUUACAUACAGCAGUAGAAACACCUUCAAAGAUUUUGCAGAGGACAAUCACGAUUUCCUUACAAUGGCCGAGCGUCAGUACAUCAUCAAGCACGAACUUGAAAAUUUGAGAGCCAAAGAUGAAAGAAUGAUUCCUGGAUACCCUCAGGCAAAGCUGUAUCCAGGAAAAUCAAUUAUGAGAAGAUUGAUGACCAGUGGUAUCCUACUUCAGAUUUUCCCACUUCAUGAUACAGAAGAAUUGAAGAAGCUCUGGUACACCUGGUGUGGCCAGGUCAAAAUUAGUUAUCAACCUUUAGAUGAAAUCCGUUGCUAUUUUGGUGAAACGAUUGCUCUGUAUUUUGGCUUUUUGGAAUACUUCACAUUUGCUUUGGUUCCUAUGGCUCUCAUUGGGAUUCCUUACUAUGUGUUUGCAUGGGAAGACUAUGACAAGUAUGUGAUGUUUGCCUCAUUCAAUCUACUUUGGUCUACAGUAAUCCUUGAAGUUUGGAAGCGCUGCUGUGCUAUUAUGACUUACAGAUGGGGGACACUGUUGAUGAAGCGGCAGUUUGAGGAACCGAGGCCAGGAUUUCAUGGUGUUUUGGGAAUCAAUCCUGUCACUGGCAAGGAGGAGCCGGUAUACUCAAGUAUUAAAAGACAGAUACGAAUUUAUCUGGUGUCCUUGCCAUUUGUGUGCCUUUGCCUCUAUUUCUCACUGUAUGUCAUGAUGAUUUACUUUGAGUUGGAGACUUGGGCUCUGGAUUUUCAUGAGGAGAAUGAGUCUUAUUUUAGCAAAUUAAUGCUAUUUUUGCCCAGCAUAAUCUAUGCUAUUGUGAUUGAAAUGAUGAACCGCGUCUACCGAUAUGCUGCAGAAUUCUUAACAUCAUGGGAAAAUCAUAGACUGGAAUCGUCACAUCAGAAUCAUCUAAUUUUGAAGGUCUUAGUGUUCAACUUUUUAAACUGCUUUGCCUCCCUCUUCUACAUUGCUUUUGUCCUUUUUGAUAUGAAACUUCUGCGACAGAGCUUGGCCACUCUGCUGAUAACUUCACAGAUCCUUAAUCAAUUUGUAGAAGCCUUACUUCCUUACUGGCUCCAAAAGAGACAUAAUAAGAAAGUGAAGAAGAGGGUGUACUCCAUAAAAGUGGAUACUGAUCUUUCAUUAUUUGAGCAAGUCAACCUGGAAAAAGAAAUGGGCACCUAUCUUGAACUGACAAGACAGCAUAGGGCACUGACUCCAGAACUCUGUGAGUUGCCCCUAAGGGUUCCCCAGAGGCUCAGAACUUUUACCCAUAGGAGUUCCUGCCUGGUCAGAUGCUGGAAGCACAGAACCAAAAAUGUUAAUGCAUUAUAAUAUAUAGUUUCAGAGAAUAAGUAUUACAGUUAAGUAAUUUAUCUCUUAGUAGGCAGUAGUUCAUGACACAAUUUGGAAUUUGCCUAGAACAACAGAUCAACUGCUCCUCUUGUUGCAUAAAAUGCUGCAGAAUUAGAAGCAGGAGGAGAAUAUUUAAAUAGUAUUUUUACAUCUUAAAAGUUCUAUAAGUAUUAAUCCUCCCAACACCCUUGGCAGAAAGGUAAAUAUUAUCCACAUUUUACAUAUGCAGAAACUAAGAUUCAGAGAGAUUAAGUAAUUUAUCCAAAUGCACACUGGCCCAAUCUUGGUUCACUAGAUUACAUGUACUUAAGGGCUCAGUUUUACUUCUCAUCUGAAAACUAACAAUAGCUCUGCAUUGUAAGAGUGAAAGUGCAGUAUUACACCAGUGGUUUUCAAACAGUGAACUAUUGGUGGUCAACAGAGUAUUUCUAGAAUUAUAACUUUCACAAGGGAGAAACAUCUGUCUGUCUUUAAAUGCUGAUAUUUCCAGGAGUCUAGCAUAGAAUCAUUGUAGGAUUUCCAGUGACUUUCAACCAACUACACUUAAAAAAAGCAGAGCAAUCUCUUAGUCCUGCCAGGUUGCUUCAUACUUAUCUUUGUUGGAUUUUGGGGGGCAAACAUUUAAUCAUUCAGAUCCAAAAUUGGAAGGAUACCAAACAAACAAGACAGAUCCAAACUGCAACAUGGAGAGAGUAAAACUGUUGAGUGCUGUUGGGAUAAGAGGAGACUUAAAUACUAAUAGUGUAGGGCUUUAUGUUAGGUAGAAGAUAUAAAAAUGGGAGGGAAGGGGAAGAUGGUCCUACUCAAACUGCUACACCCAUUGCACUAAAGUGCAUCUUGUCUCUUUAAUACUUCCCUCAUUUUACUACCUUAUAUAGCUGAUUAUUGUAAUUUUCACAAGAAAGUUGUGGAAAUAAGACUUGGAGGUUGGGAGUGGAGCUAUCCCUAAGAUGAUCUCUAUUUUAAGUAAUAGCAUACAGGAUGAAGACUUCUGAAAAUCCAUCGUCUUAUGCUUAAACUAGCUGCUCAGAACUAGGAAGUAGUAGUGGUGCCACCUAUUCCUCCCCUCUGUGCUGCACUGAGAGCCUUAAUAGGGCAUAUCUACAUGUACAGCGCUACAGCUGCGCCGCUGCAGUGCGUCUGGUGAAGACGCUCUAUGCCGACAGGCGAGAGCUCGCCUAUCGGCAUAAUAAAACUGCAUCAGCGAGCGGCAGAAGCUAUGUUGGCAGAAAAGCUUUCCUGCCGACAUAGUGCUGUCCACCCUGGCACGUAUGUUGGUGUAACGUAUGCCCUGAGCGACACAAGUUAUGCCGACGUAAGCUGUAGUGUAGACAUAGCCACAAUGUGGAUGGGGUGAGGGAGCAGCUCCAGGAGUAGCCUGCAGUAAUCAAGAGGAGGAGCUGAAAGGAAAAUUUUGCUCAUUGCCUGCAGCACUGUUUGAGUGAUCAUAACAACAGGGGCAAAUGUGUUACUGCCACUCUAGUUGAGUGACACUUGGAAAGUAUCCUUAAACAAGCAGGAAGUAAAAUUCAGAGUUUAUGUAAAAUAUUUCUGUGGGUAUAUCUCAAGGUUUUUAAAGGUUAGCUCCCCUGGGGUCUAAUCUGUAAAUUUAAUAGUUUAUCAGACACAGCUAUGCUAUGCUGCUUAACAGUGAGCUUGACUGGGGAAUGUAGCUGAAAUGGCACCCUCCUCCCAUAUCCAUGAGCUGAUUUCUGAGCUUGUAGGCUUCUACUGCCUCUUUGUGUUUUGCUGGUGAAAAUACAUUAGAUACCAGAGAGGCUAGCCAGCUUGACAGCUCAGCUUUCAGCAGACAUACUGAAAAGAGCCAUGC
Chrysemys picta bellii (western painted turtle) is the source of this 3666-nucleotide messenger RNA. It is a transcript of the gene ANO10, whose product is annotated as anoctamin 10. Lineage: Eukaryota; Metazoa; Chordata; Testudines; Emydidae. The record is from RefSeq and is a predicted model, not a curated record.